Molecule: messenger RNA, 6544 nt
Organism: Sander lucioperca (pikeperch)
Lineage: Eukaryota; Metazoa; Chordata; Actinopteri; Perciformes; Percidae
Gene: shisa9a
Product: shisa family member 9a
Exons: 5
Coding region: 471-2216 (581 amino acids)
Biological process (GO): regulation of short-term neuronal synaptic plasticity; regulation of AMPA receptor activity
Cellular component (GO): postsynaptic density; postsynaptic membrane; dendritic spine membrane
Source: RefSeq, a predicted model, not a curated record
UCCUCCUCCUCUCCUUUUGCGCACCAGACUCUCCCACCCUCGGCUCUUCUAUUCGCUCACAGCGCUCUCAUACACUCGGUGCGGCUUGUGUCUCUGCCUACACCUGUGCGUAAGAGCGCACCGAUGGAUAUGUAAAGUGAUGCGCUCCUGAAAAACGCCAAAUCUGAGCCUGCAUUAAUGCCUUUCUGGGAAGACGUAGGCCUAUAGAUGCGCUGCAGAGCGCGCGCGUUGGGGAGCAGUUUGUUAGAUUAAAUCAAGUUCAUUUCACGGAGAUUAUUUUUAUUCUGCGCGGUUGUGUUGUUGUUUACGGAUGAUGAUAUGUUAGUAAAGAUGUUCAUCAGCACGGAUGACGGUGCGUUGCUAUUUGGAUGUGUGUUUCUGGACUUUUCAGCAUAUCAUGACCGCGCGCCCUUUUUCCUCUCUCCAAGUCUUUUCGUUUCUGCGUGAAGUUGAACGGAGGAGAAAGCACGAUGAGAGGGAAAUACUUUCUCCUCGGCUUCUUGUUGCUCAAACUUAUGGCUCUCGUGUGCAAGGCUGACGGGGAGCCGGGACUGCUCGGAGGAUUCGUAAUGAUCGCCACCUCCAACGGCUCCAGGGAGGAGGAGAGCGUGUCCGAGGAGACCCCGCACACGGAGGACAACUGUCGGGGUUACUACGACGUGAUGGGCCAGUGGGACCCGCCGUUCAUCUGCAAAACGGGCAAUUAUCUGUACUGUUGCGGCACCUGUGGCUUCCGCUUCUGCUGCGCCUACAAGCACUCGCGGCUGGACCAGAGCACCUGUAAAAAUUAUGACACCCCGGUGUGGCUGAAGACCGGACAGACUCCCAAAAAAAUGAACAAGAACCACGACAGCACCAAAGACAAGACGAACUUAAUUGUUUACAUUAUAUGUGGAGUAGUGGCCAUUAUGGCUCUUGUGGGGAUUUUCACCAAAUUGGGGCUCGAAAAGGCGCACCGGCCUCAAAGGGAGAACAUGUCCAGGGCCGUCGCCAGUGUGCUGCAGGGCGGCUGUCCAGGUGAGCAGUAUCGUGGGGAGGAGGCCCUAGGGAUGCAUUCGCAGCACUUUGUUUCCAGGGCCACAAACCUCCAGGGUGGUCAGAUGAACAACAGCGUGGUGCCGGGCUCCAACAUGGGCCAGCAGCACCCUUACCCUGCCCUCAGCCAGCUGGCUCAUGUCUACGAACAGCAGCAACAGCAUCAGCAUCAGUAUCAGCAUCAGCAGCAGCAGCAACAGCAGCAGCAGCAGCAUCAGCAGCAGCAGCAGCAACAGCAGCAACAGCAGCAGCAAAACAAGGAUCUCAACAAGUACGCCUCCCUGAAGGCUGUGGCUGCCAAGUACAAUGGUGAAGUCUACAACAAGCGUCGGCUGAUGGUGGAGCUGCCAACAAAGGGCGGGCUGCCUCUCCAGCCCAUGGGCAACUCCAGACCCUCAAUGAGCAACAUGUCUUCGAUGACUCCUCCGAUGACUACCAACCCCAUGGCUUCCAACCAAAUGGUAUCCAAUUCCAUGAACCCUAACAUGAGCCAGAUGAGUUCCAUGAACCCAAUGACGUCUAUGAUGCCCAUGACUUCUAUGACACCCAUGACUUCCCAUAACCAGAUGACCAACAUGACUCCUAUGACCUCCCUGGGUCCACUGACUCCUGAGCCGGUGGCCACCUAUAUCACCGAGAUGCCCAGCAUCUCUUCCGUCUCAACCCUCCCGACAGAACGGCACAUAGCCGGUGUCGGAGGAGGGGGGGGACUCAAGCUGAAUGGCCAGAAACCCAAAGGCAGCCAUGGUCACAUGGGCCACAGCUCUCACAGCUCUCACAGCUCUCACACUCACAGUCAUGGUCAUAGCCACAGUAGCAAGCCGCCAGGCCUUGGGGCUACCUCCCUGGCACACAUGGCAGGGACCAUGCCAGGUCGCACAUCCCUGGGUAUCUCCAGGGCCGCCGAGACCCCCAUUGGCUCCAGCUCGGCUACAAUGGGCCGCCCAAUGGCCUACAGCUCCAACACAAUCGCGGCUGGGCAUACGAUGGGGCUGGGGCUGAAGGCCUGGGAUGGGACUGAGACGGUGGGCCGGAGGAAGACCUAUGGGCACAAGAAGCCUCAGUGUACUGUGCUGGAGCCCAACCAGCUUCACAGCACCAGAGUCCACAGCCACAGCCAACACUUCCUCCCCACACAGCCCUACUUUGUGACCAACAGCAAGACAGAGGUGACUGUGUGAGAGAGGAAGAAAGGGAGAAAAAGAGGGGCAAAGGAUGCAUGUGGUGUGGUGGCACAAGUAAUCUCUGAGUGGAGACACCAGCUCCUGCGUUGGUCAAAAGUGCAGAUCUAUGUGUGUGUUUGUGUGGCUCGUUGUGGUGGGACAGUGACACUGUGUCUGAGUGGUCCUCGUUUCACAAACAGAGUUUACCAAUCAAAUCACGGAUGACGUCCAAGUUGGUGGCAUCUGUAACCAUGACUUCAAAGAGCCUACAGAGCAGGGAUGUGUAUACGUACACUUGGUGGUGAUAUUAGAGUGUUGUCUCACAGCUAAUAUCUACUCGGUAACGAUGACAAUAUCUGAGCGUUACAGUGCAACAACACACAGAUAAUAAAGUGGGAAACUGUUGAUAAUAAAAUGGAUUGGCUUUAUGAACCAAACCUGAGAAGCAAUAUAAGGGAUUAAGUGUAAGGCACCGAAGCAUCAUGGGAAAGAAGAAACACAGCAAGUUUACACACAAACCUCGCAACAAAAAUUCUGCUCAUCUGCCCAACAAAGCGUUGAAAGGUUUGGAAGGAAUAACAUUCCCUAACGAUUUGCACCCCCCAAAAUCUCCCGAGGGCUUUGAAACAGACACACGUGAUGCAGGCGCUGGGCUUUGGACUGCAGACAUGCAGAGCUUUGUACUGUGGCUAUUCAGAAGCGCCUUCAUAAGAUCUGCAGCUGAAGGUCGCCCCUUUUCCGCAAGGCUCCAGCACAAAGAAUGGAGGCUGUCACACUGGCAUUGUUCUGUUCUGAUCUCGUCUGUGUGGUGACAGCUGGCCCAGAAGAGGGAUAAAGAGGCAGGGAGGCAGCAUCUGGAUGAUGCUGGAGCUAGCAGAGGCUCCACAGACAUUAUUGUCAUACAUACAUACACACACACACACACACACACACACACACACACACACACACACAUUCAUGCAGACACAUAUUUUCACACAAACACACAGAAACGUAUCCUGUAGAAAUUCCCGCAACCAGGGUAUGACCAAUACGUUUUUUUUUUUUAAAGUACCAAUCAUUAGAAUUCAGUUACAGAAGGCUGAUGUUAAGUUUAAUUUGUACAUAUUUGUUUUGUUUUUUAAUUAGUCGAUUUGCAUUUUUUUUUUUAACUCAGUUUAGUGCUUCCCCAAAAAUACAUUUUUAUCAGUGAAUUUAGACUAUCAUAGUGGUGUAAAACUCUCGGAUUAAACUUUUUCUGAGAUAACUUUUUAGAAAUGACAGCUACAGUACGUCAGAAUGACCCACCCCAUCCAUUCAAUGACAGGGUACAGUUUGGUAAACAUAAAUACUUUUGAAUUAGAAAACUAUUAACAACUGUACAAUUGUACAAUUAAAGGAGUAGUUUUGGGAAAUAUGUGCAUUUGCUUUCUUGCUAAGAGUUAGAUGAGAAGAUUGCUACCACUUAUGUCUGCAUUUUAAAUAUGAAGCUAAAGCCAGUAGUCAGUUAACUUAGCUUAGCACAAAGACUGGAAACGGGAUGGAAACAGCUAGACUGGUUCUGUCCAAUAGUACAAUAACAAAAUCUGCAUACAAGCAUCUCAAGAACUCCCUAAUUUAUGAUAUACCUAGCCUUUUUUUUAAACCGAACAAAAGACAAACUGUAAAAAAGAGACUUUGUGGUAUAUGUGCCAGACUAUUUCUUUUCUAGACACAGUAACUUAUUCUUAUUAUCAGCGUAACGCAACAAAAUGUUGAACAAUUUCUCUAAAAGAACAAAUAAAAUGUGCAUAAAACAAAGCGGUUUUAGUGUAGCUGUGGUCAGGCUUGGCCUUCAUCAUACUGGAAGUGGACAAAAUGACCUAUUAAAUGAAAAAUAUAUUCUAUGUAUGUAUAAGUUAAAGCAAUCACAGACAGCACAGCAGGUCAACUGAGCAACUAUAUGCCUAACAUAUUUCGUGGACCAAAUGUAAACUUUGGCUUCUCAACAUUGUAUUUCUGCGCAGAUUUUGCAUAGGAUGUCAUAUUUUUCUAGUUUUAGACAAAAGCAAGCAACUACUGUUAAAAGUGGAUAUAACAGAAGUAAAAAUACCACAUUUAUUUUAGCUGGUAAAAGAAGACACUGCCACAAGAAACUAGGCUUGAUUAGAUCACUCACUGUACUCAAGCUCUAGCUGGAAAAAAAAACAUCACAACCAGCAGGGGGGGAAAAAAACUAUCUGGGUUAUAUUUCUCAUAAAAAUAAAUCCGUAAAAUAAGUCUGACAAAUAGGCCAAAUCUAUGGGCUUCUCCGAGCCUAUUUGCUUGUGUUGUAAUGAUGUGAGAUUUAUUAGCAGCUGCAGCCACAGAUAUCAUUUUGACCUUGUUAUCUAAAGUGCUACUUCCACCUCUAAGACCCUCUUUACAUUUGCAAUAAAGAUGCAUUUUUGAGCGAUCAGAUUGUAAUGAGACAAUGCUUAGCCACAUUAAAAUAGAAAGAUCCGACCAAAGCACAAGCAAAAAAAUAUAUGAAUUGUCCAUUUUAAAGCAUGUACGUAUAAGAGAGAUGUACAUGACAAACUGUUGAGGAAAAAAAAGACACUAUUUCAGUGUGACACAUUUUUAUUGGAAGCUCUAGCAGAGGUACACUCCGUUUGGGCACACUGUGUAUCCAGACUGCAUGUAGAUCUGAGGUACAAAGGGGGGGAGGUCUAAUACUACAGCUCCUAAAUCAAAAGAUGAAACAGCUAAGCCAGUUGAGCGUUUAGAUAAAGGGGUGUGCAGGAGGGGGUGUUUUUUGCCUUCAAGCUGCGGAAAACCCCUGCUGUCUCGAGGGUCAUAAGACAGGAAACCUAAGACCAAAUUGAAAGCAAGGAACAGGAUUUAAGAAGUCAUCAGAGCAUUACAAAUAUGUCACCUAUACACCCACCCACACACACACACACACACACAGAAUACAUUACAGGGUGGACUCUGCUUUCCCUCUGCUCCCACAGUGCAGAGCGGCAGGCAUCAUCACAGUCGGGAGUCCGUUCUCUUACUGCGCCUGUUGUACAUGAAAGACUGUGAAACUCCAGACCUUGGCCCUUUGUAGCGAUAACUGAUAUUAUGCUUUUUAUAUAUAUAUAUAUAUAUAUAUAUAUAUAUAUAUAUAUAUAUGAAUAUACAAAGCCUUUUCUCUCUUAAUCUCUCUUUUCUUCUUCACUUCUUUUCAUCCCCUUUUUUUUCCUUCUUUGCUCCCUCCAUGGUCUCAAAAGGAGAAAUUUCUGCGAGAAACAAAAACGGGGCUGUGAAGAAUCUUUUCUGUGAUAGUGGAGUACAGUCAUGAUGAGACAGUGAAUAAUAAUAAUUCAUCCUCCCCCCUCACCCUCACCCCCCACCUUGAAAGGCAUGAUUGGUGUGCAUUGUUCCAGCAAGAAAUAUAAGUGAUUGAUUGUGUGCCAAAAAAAAUGUAAUUCAGUUUGCAAUUUUGUACCAUUGUGUAUCCUCUUGAACACUGCGCACAUUUCACUCUUUAUAACUUUUUUCUACGUCUGGCUUUGUGUGUGUGUGUGUGUGUGUGUGUGUGUGUGUGUGUGUGUGUGUGUGUGUAUCCAACUUCGGCAUAUGAAUAUUGUCUCUUAAGGAGUCCAAACUCAAACAAACAACUCAAACAAAUGGAUCGUAUAUAAAUGGAGUUAUGAUGAGAAUCCUUUGCGCAUUUUUUUGCCUCCACUAUGUUUUUAUUUCUUCCUUUUCUUGACAGCUGGUGGUUUUGUUUGCAACAAAGUUGAGAAGAAGGUCAAUGUUUGCUCGGGAUGUGCAUUAUCAGACCCAAUUGUGUUAAUCCAGCAAGGCGGAAAUGUGCAAAUAUGAACCCUCCUCGCCAUCACAUACUGCUCCACCCUUAAAGCCCAUUCAGCUCUGCAAAAGCAGCCACUGGAACAAUUGGUAAGCAGGCAGGGCAGUGGAAACAGUAAGUAAACAAACAAAAAAUCCCUCAUCCCUCAUGGUAACAGCCAAAAUAAACCUGAUAGAAAGCGGGGAAGUGGUUACGCUGGCUAGGUCGCUGUUGAAUGGGUCAGGCCCUACAGAUGACUGGGUUCAGGAGGCAGUCAUGCCUGACACUUUUCAUCAGACAAGUCAGUCAGACAAAAAAUGCCAAAGCAGAGACUAAAGGACAGAGGUAGUCUGUAGGCUCAAAACAGCCAGCUCAGUAACAGAGCCAGUAGGAGCCCUGGAACAGUGAGUGUUCAUCAUUAAUUGUGACAUUCUUGUUUUUCUACAUUUUGACAACACAAUUUGGUGAUACGAUGUAGAAUUUUUACUGGCUCAACAUACUGUUAUAAUAAGUACAUUCAGUGGCUAAUAGACAACUGAAAGCCUACCAGUUCCACAGGAAAAAAAAA